UACAAAUUCAAUCAAUACCUCACUCAAACAUCAAAUUCACCCCCCAUUUCAUAUAUUUAUUUAUUUUCCAUGGUAACAGAAGUUUUCCAUCACCAUUUAUGAUUGGCAAAUACUUUGUUCGGAAACUCCAUACAUCUUUCUCACUAUUUAAUGUGGAAAAAUCCAUGCUGGCUACCUUACGUAAGAAAACUGGCUACACAUUCUCCAACUGCAAAAAAGCACUGGAAUUACACAACAAUGACUUGACUAAAGCUGAAGAAUGGUUGAAGCAGCAAGCUCAAAGCUUAGGCUGGUCCAAAGCAACAAAAUUACAAGGCAGACAAGCCACUCAAGGAUUAGUAGGAGUUUUGAUUAAGAACAACACAGCAGCAUUAGUAGAAGUAAACUGUGAAACCGAUUUUGUUGCACGUAAUGAGCAUUUCCAAAAUAUGGUACACAAUGUUGCUAAUACUUGUAUUCAGCAUGCACCCAAACCUCAGGGGGAUAGAAUUGUUAAAGUAUGUUUUGACACUGAACAGCUGAAGGACUUAAAAACCAAUGAUGGUAAAUCAUUGUCAGACCACUUGGCUUUAAUGAUUGGAACUGUUGGAGAAAACGCUGUUUUGAAAAGAGCAAUGUGUUUUAAAGUAGAUGACAAUGUGCAUUUAUCCUCAUAUGCACAUCCAGCUGGAAAUAAUGGAACUGAAACACUGAUGGGCAGAUUUGGAGGGGUAAUUGCAUUGAAACAAAAUAUUGAUAAGGAAGUCAAUUUGGACGAGUUAGGAAAAAAAUUGUGUCAGCACGUUGUUGGACUAGACCCCAAAAAAGUUGGAUGUUCAUCUGAUAUACCAGAAAAGAAUGUUGAAGAUGAGACGUGUUUAAUUUAUCAAGAAUAUUUACACGACGAAAAUUUCAGUGUGAAGGAAAUCUUAGAAGAGAAUGGUGUGGAAGUUGUUGACUUUAAAAGAUUUGGAUGUGGAGAAACUGGCACCAUGGAACAGCCAUUAGAAAAUGUCGAAACUUGUCAAUAAAUUUGUUAGAUCAGAAACACUGUAGAUACAAAAAAAUUAAUAAAUU
Messenger RNA from Nicrophorus vespilloides, 1056 nucleotides. RefSeq names its product elongation factor Ts, mitochondrial (gene mEFTs). Gene Ontology annotation, cellular component: mitochondrial matrix. The transcript has 4 exons. Bases 99 to 1010 code for a protein of 303 amino acids. Gene Ontology annotation, biological process: mitochondrial translational elongation. Lineage: Eukaryota; Metazoa; Arthropoda; Insecta; Coleoptera; Silphidae. The record is from RefSeq and is a predicted model, not a curated record. Gene Ontology annotation, molecular function: protein binding; translation elongation factor activity.